Messenger RNA from Harpia harpyja (harpy eagle), 1353 nucleotides. It is a transcript of the gene STAP2, whose product is annotated as signal transducing adaptor family member 2. Bases 115 to 1032 code for a protein of 305 amino acids. Lineage: Eukaryota; Metazoa; Chordata; Aves; Accipitriformes; Accipitridae. Gene Ontology annotation, molecular function: signaling adaptor activity. The transcript has 10 exons. The record is from RefSeq and is a predicted model, not a curated record.
CGCUGCCCUUCGCCCCGGGGCGGGGCUGCCCGGUGGCCGUAGUCCGGGAGGGGCCGGCCCGGUCCGGUCCGGUCCGGCGGUACCGGCGGUUCCUGCAGCGGCGGCGGGGCGGGGAUGGCCCAACCGGUGCCACCACCCCGGCGGGACCGAGCCCGGUGCCGGUCGCGGCACAGCUACGAGGGCUUCGUGGAGAAACGGGGGCCGCGGGACCAGGGCUACCGGAGGGUCUGGGCCGGGCUGCGGGGGCUCACGCUCGCCUUCUACGGGGGACCCCGGGACUGCGAGCCCCUGGAGAUGCUGGACCUGGGCGAGCUGGUGGCCGUGCGGGCCGAGGGUGGGGGGCUCGUCCUCAGGCUGAGGGGACAGGAGGUGACAAUGAAGGCGGAGAGCUGGGAGGCGCAGGAGAUGUGGCGGGGAUUCAUCCUGACCAUGGCGGAGAUGAAGGUGCCCACCGACCUGGCGCUGCUGCCCGGCCACCUCUUCCAGCUCUCGGAGGCCCUGCGUGAGGAGCGGGACCGCAGGGCCACCCCCGGGUCCCCCGUCACCCCCGGGUCCCCCGCCACCCCCAGCCCCCCCGAGCCACCCCUGUCCCUGGUGCCCAGCUGCUUUUUUGAGGUGACUCGCCCGGAGGCCGAGCGGCUGCUGGAGCGGAGCGCGGAUGGGGGGAACAUGGUGCUGCGCCCCGGGGGGCACGGCCGGGGUGUCUCCGUCACCACGCGCCAGGAGGUGAACGGCACGGUGCAGGUGAAGCACUACAAGGUGAACCGCGUGGACCAGGGCUACGUCGUCGACGUGGACACGCCGCAUCGCUGCUCCUCGCUGGCCGAAGUGGUGCAGUAUUUCGUGGAGAGCAGCAAGGGCAGCCUGCAGCCCCUGCACCGGGAGUACAGCCCGCGGCUCGGUGAGCGAGACCCCCAGAGCUCAGCACCCCAUCCUGCCCCCCGCCGAGCCCUGCAGCCACCCCACAACCAUGGCAUGGCAGAGGAGCUUGCCAAGAAGCUGCAGCUGCGCCGAGCUCUCACCGGGGACUGAUGGGUGCCAGCGUGGCGGGGGGGGGGCAGCCCGGCUGUCCCCCAGUUUGUGCCAGGAACCAGCUGGGACAGCGGUGCCCCCCCCCUUCCCUGGGCAAAGCUGCCCCUAGUCCCCUCUGGCCCAGGCACCCCCCCCAGGACUGGGGUGGCACUGGGGGGGGGGAUGCAGGCAGCACAGCCUGGGUGGGGGCAGCAAUGGACCCCCAACCCAUAUAUUUGGGGAGCAUCACCCCAGGCACCAUCCCCAAUAAAGACACUGCCCCACUCAGCCCCGUCCCAGCUCCUUGCACCACGGGGGUGGCACCGGGACCUGUGUUGUCCC